This is a messenger RNA of Cucurbita maxima (winter squash), 1088 nucleotides long. RefSeq names its product peroxidase 10-like. Bases 1 to 1002 code for a protein of 333 amino acids. The transcript has 3 exons. Gene Ontology annotation, molecular function: peroxidase activity; heme binding. The record is from RefSeq and is a predicted model, not a curated record. Gene Ontology annotation, biological process: response to oxidative stress; hydrogen peroxide catabolic process. Lineage: Eukaryota; Viridiplantae; Streptophyta; Magnoliopsida; Cucurbitales; Cucurbitaceae.
AUGGCUCCAAACCCUCCCAUUAGCCUCUCUUUUCUCUUCCUAACUCUUCCAUUCGUCUUCUUCGUUCAAUCUACGGAGCUUAGAUAUGAUUUUUACGACGAGUCGUGUCCUCAUUUGCCUAUGAUAAUUCGAAAUCAUAUUUGGGAUGCUGUACAAAAUGACACGAGAAUUGCUGCAUCACUACUACGGUUGCAGUUCCAUGAUUGUAUUGUAGACGGAUGUGAUGCAUCCGUGUUGCUUGAUGAUACUAAAGACAUGAAAGGUGAGAAAAAUGCUCCAGGCAAUGUGAAAUCGCUACGAGGGUUUGAAGUGAUUGAUGCCAUAAAAACAGAUGUUGAAACAUAUUGUCCCGAGACAGUUUCUUGUGUUGAUAUAUUAAGUCUUGCAACUAGAGAAGCUGUGUAUCAGGUCGAAGGGCCAUCUUGGAGGGUUCCACUAGGACGUAGAGAUGGCUUAACAGCAAACUUCAAAUCCGUUCAAGAACAACUCCCAUCUCCGAAGGCAUCUCUAGAGAACAACACCGCCAAGUUCACCUCAAAGGGCCUCGAUUUAAAGGACCUCGUCGUGCUAUCAGGCGCACACACCAUCGGCUUCGCUCGCUGCGUGACAUUCAAGCUCCGCCUCUUCAACUACAAGGGCUCCGGCCAGCCCGACCCUGACAUCAAUGCAGCCAUGCUCUCUGACUUGCAAUCCAUGUGCCCCAACAGAAACGACGGCACCAACGCCAAUUUGGCCCCUCUGGAUGUGGCCACUGUUGACAGUUUCGACAAUGAGUACUACACGAACUUGAUUAGUGGCGUGGGGCUUUUGGAGUCCGACCAUGGUCUAAUGGCCGACAGCAACACAGCUCAAAUGGUUAGACAAUAUAGUUUUGAUACGAACUUGUUUUAUGAUGACUUUGCUGAGUCGAUGUUUAGGUUGAACACGGUUAGGGUUUUGAGUGGCCGUGAUGGGCAAAUUCGAAAGAAUUGUCAUGUUGUUAAUGUCGAUGAUGGGUAUUAAAAGGUGUUGGACUAGUCGAACAACGAACAAACUAAGAACCGACUGGUCGAUGAUGGGUAUUAAAAGGUGUUGGACUACUCAGUCAA